This is a messenger RNA of Salvelinus sp. IW2-2015, 2901 nucleotides long. Its product is annotated as retinoic acid receptor alpha. Gene Ontology annotation, cellular component: transcription regulator complex; nucleus. The record is from RefSeq and is a predicted model, not a curated record. Gene Ontology annotation, molecular function: RNA polymerase II cis-regulatory region sequence-specific DNA binding; zinc ion binding; nuclear glucocorticoid receptor binding. Gene Ontology annotation, biological process: regulation of transcription by RNA polymerase II; cellular response to corticotropin-releasing hormone stimulus; retinoic acid receptor signaling pathway. Lineage: Eukaryota; Metazoa; Chordata; Actinopteri; Salmoniformes; Salmonidae.
GGGUAGGUGGAGCUAACACGCAGCUGCUGAUACUCGUCAAAAAUUGCAGGGCAGGAUUUGGAAACUGAAUGAACUGUGAGCAGAGGUCUCUUCACAAGACAUGGACGCCGGCCGUCAAGUAUCCUUAUGUAACGCGGGGAUCACGAAAACAACAGGAUGCUCAACAGAUUCUCGAGAUUUGUCGGCGAAUCCUAAACCUAUUGUAUUUGAGAUGAACUAGUAUAGCGCUCUCCGUCGUCAGUCGAAGAGAUAGGAUAUUACUCCUGGACAUAUUAUCCGUUCUGGUGUUGUCAUAAUAGGAGCGAUUUGGAAUUAAAAUACCUAUUUCCACGUGAUUCGGUUGUUGAGGCGACAUACAGUACUUUAUCUCUAAAUAUGAGAUUGGGGGGGACACGUCAGUGACGCUGGGAGCAUGCUGGACAAUAAGUUCUCAUAGGCGACUUUUCUAUAGGACUUGUAUUCUACACAUGCUUGCAUUGGAAGGAAAAGGCAGAUCGACGGGCGGGAUAGCGUGGUCCACUUGAAUCCCUGUGUCGCCCGAGUUGGUCAACAGCUUUGGAAACACCAUUCAAAAACAGUGAAUCGUGGACUCAUAUCCCCAAAAACUAGCCGAGCAAAUAACAGACGGAAUAAUUUGUUUUAACAUUUUUUUUGUCUAGUUAUUUUUUCCUUAUCACAACAGUUUGUGCCCACUGAAUAAAACCACAAUAUAGGUCGGUUGCGUCACUUCAUCGGACGGGUUGGAGAACAAGACGUUAUAUUGCUACAACUCUGUUGGGGAGGAAACCCUCUGAUGCGUUCUAUCCCUGCGACAUGUGAUGACAUCCUUCGUUGCGCUCGGUGUUUUUGAAACCCUCUCGUGUCUUCUUUAUUCGAACCCGAGGAGAUCAAAGGACAUUUGCUUUCUAUUUCGGGCUGCCGUUCGUUUUGCAUGAUGUACGACAGUGAGGAUGCGGUGGGACUCACCCCGAGUCCGAACCGGUUUUUAACUAUGGAUUACUACCACCAGAACCGAGGAUGUCUAAUCCCUGAUAAGAGCCUCGUACCUGCGGCACACCGUCCCUUCAGUUCGUCCAUCAGAAAUCAACACUGGAACGGAUCAAACCACUCCAUAGAGACCCAGAGCACCAGCUCGGAGGAGAUAGUCCCCAGUCCCCCCUCGCCGCCUCCUCCCCCGCGAAUCUACAAACCCUGCUUCGUUUGUGCGGACAAGUCCUCGGGAUACCACUAUGGAGUCAGCGCCUGCGAGGGCUGCAAGGGUUUCUUCCGCCGAAGCAUCCAGAAGAACAUGGUGUACACCUGUCAUCGCGAGAAAGGCUGCAUCAUCAACAAGGUCACCCGCAACCGCUGCCAGUACUGCCGCCUGCAGAAGUGUUUAGAAGUGGGCAUGUCCAAGGAGUCGGUGAGGAACGACCGGAACAAGAAGAAGAAGGAGGAGAAGAAGCCCGAGUGUCCGGAGAUCUACGUGCUGAGUACCGAGACGGAGCAGAUGAUCGAACGCGUUCGCAAGGCCCAUAAGGAGACGUUUCCCUCGCUCUGUCAGCUGGGCAAAUACACCACGAAUAACAGUGCAGAGCACCGCGUGGCUCUAGACGUAAACCUAUGGGAUAAGUUCAGUGAGCUGUCCACUAAGUGUAUCAUCAAGACGGUGGAGUUUGCCAAACAUCUGCCGGGCUUCACCACCCUCACUAUCGCUGACCAGAUCACCCUGCUCAAGGCUGCCUGUCUGGACAUACUGAUUCUGAGGAUAUGCACGCGCUACACUCCAGACCAGGACACCAUGACCUUCUCAGACGGGCUGACCCUGAACAGGACCCAGAUGCACAACGCGGGCUUCGGCCCGCUCACAGACCUGGUGUUCGCCUUCGCCCAAACACUCCUCCCUCUGGAGAUGGACGACGCCGAGACCGGCCUGCUCAGCGGCAUCUGUCUGCUGUGUGGAGACCGUCAGGAUCUGGAGCAGGCAGACAAGGUGGACUUGCUACAGGAGCCCCUACUGGAGGCUCUGAAGAUCUACGUGAGGAAGAGGAGGCCUCACAAACCGCACAUGUUCCCCAAGAUGCUGAUGAAGAUCACGGACCUCAGGAGCAUCAGCGCCAAGGGAGCGGAGCGAGUGAUCACUCUGAAGAUGGAGAUCCCAGGCUCCAUGCCCCCUCUCAUCCAGGAGAUGCUGGAGAACUCCGAGGGCCUGGAGGGCCAGGGGGCAAGCGGGGGCCGCUCCAGCGGAGGAGGGGCCCCACCAGGCAGCUGCAGCCCCAGCCUGUCCCCCAGUUCAGCUCGCAGCAGCCCACCUGCACCCUCCCCUUAGAUGGGGGUCCACCACCACCCCCCCAGGCAGGGACAGCCAGAAGGCAUGACUACAGACUCCCACACUGUGACAAACCAGGCCAGAGUGGAGUGGGGUUAGGAAGAGGGCCAAGCCCGGGCCCAACCAGGACGGACUUUGACGGCAAACGUAGGCCUCAAUGGACAGACAGCCGUCCCCCCCACUCCCCCUAUCUCAGACCCAGACCGGGCACCGAAACGGGGCCGAACCCAUCAUACUUGACUGAACAAUAGGGGGGGGGGGGGGCAUCUCACCUGGAUGGCACUAUCCCCAUUACCCCCUCACCACAACCAUAGACAUGCCUCAGAACCAGCACCAGGGAUCGGCUGCCGCCGCACAAGGAGUUUCAUCUGAGAUGUUCUGUUUACUCUCCUCAGUGACGACUCGCUGUUCCUCCUCUCUCCCCCUUAAGACGUUGGACGGGAAUUCAGGCUCGGUGCCCGUCAGACCUGGGGCGAAGGGGUCGACAAGACACACGUCUUUCUGCAGGGAAUUAGUCAGACAGACGGACCACUAGACUUGGGCACGAGUCAUCCUUAAAUGUUGUCAGGGACAGCAAAUGGGGGGCUCGAAGG